Xyrauchen texanus (razorback sucker) is the source of this 3300-nucleotide messenger RNA. RefSeq names its product lysophosphatidic acid receptor 3-like. The record is from RefSeq and is a predicted model, not a curated record. NCBI's taxonomy places the organism in Eukaryota, Metazoa, Chordata, Actinopteri, Cypriniformes, Catostomidae. Gene Ontology annotation, cellular component: membrane. Gene Ontology annotation, molecular function: lysophosphatidic acid receptor activity. The transcript is spliced from 3 exons. Bases 370 to 1443 code for a protein of 357 amino acids. Gene Ontology annotation, biological process: G protein-coupled receptor signaling pathway.
UUUAAUAUCAGCGCGUCAUUUAUUUUCAUACCAAUGUCACGUGUAACUAGGCUUCUUGUUUUAUCCAUCGGCUCGCGGUUAAGACAAAUUCACAAUUCUCCGUUAUUUCUGAAUACCAUAACACUUUAACGUUUUCUUUUCUUUAUUAGCACAACUGAAACCAGAAGUAUAGUUGCGGCCAGUGCGCGCUAUCCACGCCCUGAGCUGCAGUCUAUUCCUCCCUCUCUCCUCCUUAACUCACGGUCAAACUUCAGCAGACUCUUGGAUACUUCGCCAAGAGUCGCGUUGGGAUCGAGUGAAACUGCGGGAUUCGAAUGGAGAGCGGACUGAGAAACUGACGAGUCAUUGUCGCUGUGGGUUUGUCUAAAGAUGGCCAGGUACAACAUUUGCUACCAUGACCAGCCUAUGGGCUUUUUCUACAACAACAGCAACAUAACUUCGGACGAAUGGGACCAAACACAGCUCAUCCUGGUUCAGUGUGUUGGAUUCAUCUGCUGUUGCUUCAUCUUAGUGGCCAACGCUAUGGUAAUCACCGCAGUUAUCACCAACAGGAGAUUUCACUACCCUUUCUACUAUCUCCUCUCCAACCUAGCUGCCUCAGACUUUCUCGCCGGGAUCGCUUAUGUGUAUCUCAUGUUCAACACGGGGAAAAUAUCCCGUGAACUGACCGUGCAAGGCUACUUCUUCCGGCAGGGUUUGCUGGAUGCAAGUCUCUCUGCAUCGCUGACCAACCUCUUGGUGAUUGCGCUUGAGCGCUACAUCUCAGUCAUGAACUGGAAAGUUCACAGUAACCUCACCAAACGCAGGGUGACCCUACUGAUUGCCCUAGUUUGGGGAUUCUCUAUAUUUAUGGGAACGGUGCCUAGUUUGGGCUGGAAUUGUAUUUGUAGUCUGGACCUAUGCUCCAAGCUAGCACCAAUCUUUAGCCGGAGCUAUCUGAUCUUCUGGUCUGUGUCCAACUUAGUGCUUUUUCUCAUUAUGGUGUCCAUAUACUUAAGAAUAUACAUCUAUGUGAUGAGGAAAAUGGCUACCAUGAAGGCGCACACCUCUGGAUCUAUGCAUCGCAAAAGGACACCGAUCAAGCUGAUCAAAACUGUGAUGACCGUACUGGGGGCUUUUGUGAUCUGUUGGACCCCUGGUCUCGUGGUUCUGCUCCUGGAUGGACUAAACUGUGAGCGGUGCAACGUCCUGAUGUUCAAACGUUGGCUGCUCCUUCUCGCCGUCCUCAACUCCGUCAUGAACCCCAUCAUAUACUCUUACAGAGACGAUGAGAUGUGGACCACUAUCAAGAACCUCAUGCGUUGUGUUUGCAGUGGAACCAGACGACAGAGGUCGUCCAAGGCCAACAUUCAACGCGGCUCAGUUCGGGAGACCAGCAGCAGCCUCAAAGAAAAUACAACAGAGGAUAAUAAGGUCUCCACGCAGGAGAUGCUGAAGUCUUGAAGCUUCAAAGACAUUAUUUUGACUCUAUGAAGACCAUGAGGCCAUUUUCAUUAACACAACGUGGGAUUUCUCUGAAAUCUCUCCAGUCCACUCCCAGAGAUAAUAAUGUAAUUUUUAUGCAGGUUACACUUUUAGAAUUUACUUGUAUCCCAGCUUUAUAUUCAGUCACCGAUAAGUCCUGAAAGUAUGAACACACCAUCAGAACAUUGCUCUGUACACAGCAUCCCGAUCGGCCAGACAUGGCAACAUUGGCUCAACCAAUGGCUUGAGUUUGGGGCAGAACUGUCUGUGUUGGCCGACCAAUAGCAGACUAGAGGAGGGUUCAGGAAAUCUGCUUGAUAGCAGACAUUCACGUUUGGUGAUGCUAGUUCAACAGAAAUUACACUUCAGCUUUAAGUUGGAGUGAUUGCCACUUUUAUUGGUACAGUAGGACAGACAGUGGAGUGGUGUAAGUAAAUUACUUCUCAAGUAAAUUAAAGCUAAUACAGUGCGAAUGGGAAAUUACACAAGCCAGAUUUCAAAUGGGAUUACCCACAAAUAACAUGUCAGAGCAUGCAUAUUACACUCCAGCCCAUUUUCCUGACAGCAGCGCACUUCUAAAAUUGUAUUUUACCUCAAUAAUUCAGCUUUUAACAAUAGAUACUACCAGUGCAUAAGAAGUAAUCCAAAGUAUUUAGAAUACAUUACUGACCUUGAGUAAUAUAAUGAAAUACAUUACAAAUUACAUUUUACAGCAUGUAUUCUGUAAUCUGUAGUGGAAUACAUUUCAAAUGUAUCACGAUACCAUUUUAAUCGUUUUUGAGCCGCCCGCUGGACAUUUCACUAGGAAACUGCAGCGAACCAUGUAAUGAAGCACAUCAUUUCAUUUCAUUUAGCUAAUACAGUGUGAAUGGGAAAUUACACAAGCCAGAUACCAACUGGGAUUACCCACAAAUAACAUGUCAGAGCAUGCAUAUUACACACCAGACCAUGUCCCUGACAGCAGCGCACUUCUACAAUUUUAUUUUACCUAAAUAAUUCAGCUUUUGACAAUAGAUACUGUAAAUUUGCUAUGAGAUUUGUUUUCAGAAUGAUCAACACAGAUUGUAUCAGUAUACUCUGUGUUGUUGAUUUACCUUUUACUGUAAAUAUACUGUACUGUAUUUGCAAGUCUUAAAAGAAGUCUUGAAAUCUUUGGAAAUCACAUCAUGUAUUUAGUAUGUUCAUCAUGCUUAUGUUGUAAAUAUUAAUGUAAAACAUUGUUGUAGCAUGCUGUCAACAACAUACAUCAUUUAAGUGAGUUUUUCAGAACUGAAGAAAUAAAUAACAAAACUUCUCAGAAUGCAUAUGCAUUUCAAACAUCUUUAUUUGUAAGAAUAAUUCAUUUUUUUUAGAUAAAUUCUUUGUAUUCAGUAAGACAAAAUGAGGAUUAUAUGGUCUUAUUAUGAAUAAAAUGGAUUAUGUAUAGUCAGGGUUGGGGAGUAAAGGUACAUGUAACGGGAUUACAUAUUUAAAAUAAAAAUAUAAGUAACUGUAUUCCACUACAGUUACAAUUUAAAUAAUUGGUCAUUAGAAUACAGUUACAUUCAAAAAGUAUUUUGAUUACUGAAGAGAUUACUUUGCAUUUUAUUGUCAUUUGUUACAUUUAAUAUUUAGUCCUUUCAGAUGGAAAACAUUAAUACAUAUAAAUGAUGUGAUCCAAAGUGCAUUUGAACAGCGCUGAAUCACUUUCUUAUGAUGUGUUACAUUCAUACGAGCAGACAGAGAAGUACGUUUGAAGUAAGUUUGGCGCAGAAGAAAUAGAAAUAAACCUUGUGUAAAUUGUCAGCUUUACUUUAAGCUAAAAUUUGAAUUCUAGCCAUUUUACCUGCACAUGUU